Molecule: messenger RNA, 696 nt
Organism: Penicillium oxalicum
Lineage: Eukaryota; Fungi; Ascomycota; Eurotiomycetes; Eurotiales; Aspergillaceae
Product: ankyrin repeat domain-containing protein
Exons: 1
Coding region: 1-696 (231 amino acids)
Molecular function (GO): protein binding
Source: RefSeq, a predicted model, not a curated record
AUGGAUGGGGCGUUAAUACACCGAUGCAUAUGCGCCUCCAGCUCUAGCGUAAGGAUUUUCCGUGGCCUGUUCGUCAUAACAUGCUCACGUAUCUCGCCCAGUACAACUGACCACGACAGGAAAUUAAAAGAGUGGUUCCUGGACCACGGGUCAAACCCUAACCAGCGAUGUGAUAGUUACAGAGAUUGCACGCCGUUAUUAGUGGCAUAUAGAGAGACUGACUUUUCAAUUGUCAAACCUCUACUCAAACGUGGUGCCUCUCUACAACAGGGCCAGAUUUUGCACUACGCGGCGAUGUGUGAACUGGAUGAUCGUUUCGAUAUUCUCGAUUACCUUGUCCGAAAGGGUCUCUCGGUCAAUGAUAUUAUGUACCCAAAUUGUGGCGAUGAGUACUAUUUCAACAUGUACAGUAGUACAGGGACGCCCCUUCAUCAUGCUGCUGCAAAAGGUCUGCUUGAUUCGGUCAUAUUUUUGAUUGAAAACGGAGCAUCUCCGCGAAUCAAGGACCUUGGUGGUAGAGUUGCUCUGGAGUGGGCUGAAGCCAAUGGCCGAUCACUCGUGGCUGAGUUUCUCCGCCCAUUGUCUAUCGACUGUGGCCUGGAGACCGCCUCUCGAUUCACAGCGGAAAAUAGGCGUCAUUUCAACACUGUUCCCAUGGAGAGGUUCUUGAAGGAAAGUAGUUAUCAAUUGGUCUAG